AUGCUUUCCGACAUGGACGCGCUCUCAUUUGACGGUUACACGUCGUACUCUGACUCGUCUGCGCCACGAACGCCGUCCCCGCGGGCUGAUCUACCUUACCCUUCACCGACACAAAUAUACGAUGAGGAAGGGAAUGUCGGUGUUCCCUCUGGAUAUCGAGGCAGUCUUCUCCAAGAACUCUAUGGCCAAGAAGAGGAAUAUCAUAAACAACAAUUGCAGCAACAACACUCGCAGUUGCCACCAACAUCUUCACACCCAACCAUGCCUCGUCGCGCUACCUUUCCUUAUGUUCGUCACGAUGCGCCUUCAUAUCCCCCUACAUACGACGUUUACGAAGAGUCGUACACUGUCGUUCCAUCUAACGGUCCGUCCGGCCCGACAUCAUACUACCAAACUCCUCACAAUCCGUAUCUUCAACAACACCAGCAGUCUUCGCAACACCACCUUUCCUACGGCCCGUCGUCUUCCGGGAUGUUGCCGGCUCCGAAUAUGGGUAUGGGUGGAAUGCCUGGCAUGCCUAUGGGCCCAUAUGGUCACUUGCACCCUGUUCCGCCUGUCCAGCAUACCGAUGAUGCAGCGAGCAAGGAAACUCAGUAUCUGCGCCGACGGUGCUUUAAUUGUCACACUACUGAGCCUCCUUCCUGGCGUCGGAGUACACUAAAUCCAGGCAAAAUUGUCUGCAACAAGUGUGGUUUGUACGAGCGCACUCAUCUUCGACCAAGGCCACUCCGCUUUGACGAGCUCAGGGCUGGUGGCAAGUCUCGUAAAAACUCUCUUUCGAAUGGCUCGGGAGCAAACGGAAAGACGAGUCCUAAAAGCCCGGGAAAGAGUCUGGUAAAGAAGGAGAGUGUUGAUGUUGGACUCGGAAGAAUUCGGGGCAACAGACGAAGCAGUGUGUCUAGCAGUGCUGGUUCUGGCAGCGAUUGGGAUGACAAUGCACAACCAUCUCGACUAUACCCGACUCAACCUGAAAUGCAAUACUCGUAUGACUCGUCCUCGUUCGUCCCAACAAGCGGCUAUGUCACUUCUUCGCCUCCUACCGAUUCACCGACGUUCGGUCCGCCCGCUGAACUUUACGGUUCUCCUUACACUCAUUCCGGCUCUCCUUACCAUCAACAAUCUGCGUCGCCUUACCAUCACUCCCAUUCUUCGAACUCUCCGCCCGAUACUACCCAUCCUGAACUUACCCUUCCUCCGAUUAUACCCGAAGAAGCGACACCGACAAAACGGGCAUCGAAUUAG
Messenger RNA from Lentinula edodes (shiitake mushroom), 1242 nucleotides. RefSeq names its product putative GATA type transcriptional activator. Gene Ontology annotation, molecular function: sequence-specific DNA binding; zinc ion binding. The transcript has 2 exons. The record is from RefSeq and is a predicted model, not a curated record. Bases 1 to 1242 code for a protein of 413 amino acids. Gene Ontology annotation, biological process: regulation of DNA-templated transcription. NCBI's taxonomy places the organism in Eukaryota, Fungi, Basidiomycota, Agaricomycetes, Agaricales, Omphalotaceae.